ACAUUUUUCAAGGAAGUCGCGAUACUUAACUGGUUAAACGACGCACAGUUUGUAAAGUUCGCAAUUCUGUAAAUAGACGUCAUCCACGUCAAAUGACAUAACCGAACUAACAGAAUCUCCACAAUCGAUCGCAACGUCUCCAUAAGAUCAGUUGUAACAAUCAAGCCGCGAACGUGUGGUCGACGAAGUGUUGAUUGCUUUAAAAGUUCAAAGAAUUUAGUCAAUAUUGUAUAGUGAAAUAAAGAUAAGCAUAAGAAUAUACAUUGAGGAGGAGCUGAUGCUGACCGAAAACAUUUUAUUACGAUUACAUACUUUAAAUAACAGUAAAUAUCAUCAAGAACACAUAAAAUUCGACGACUAUUUGAGGAAUUACAUUCUUAUUGGCAAGAAAAAUGACGCUGAUGGACAUAUGCACAAUUAGUAUCCAUUUCUUGUACUUUUUCCUCCGUCCUAUAUUUGCCCUCAUUUUCCUUAGGAAACGACCAAAAAUUCCACCAAUCAAAAAUCAAUUGCUACUUGAUAGUGCAACAACAUUAGCCAAAAAGAUUAAAUCCGGAGAAGUUUCUAGCCAGACGAUAGUGGAAGCAUACAUUGAGCGAAUUAAAGAAGUGAAUCCAUUUAUAAACGUGGUAGUAGAUGAUCGAUUCGUAGAAGCAGUGAACGACGCGAAAAUAUGCGACGCAAAGCUGAAAUCAGGCGAAGUUACCGCCAUUAUGCUGGAAAAUGAAAAACCGCUUUUUGGAAUACCAUUUACCGUCAAGGAAUCCUGUUCCGUUGCAGGUAAGAAACGAGAGUGUAAUAAGACUCCUUGUAUAUCGUAUUUAGUAUUCUCUAGGAGACAGGAGGGUGCAUUGCUUGGUGCAGGAGCAUCCAUACUUGGAAUCGGUUCGGAUAUGAUGGGAUCUAUAAGAAUACCAAGUUUUUUCAAUGGUGUUUUCGGCCAUAAACCUACUCCAGGAAUUAUUCCUAACAACGGACACAUUCCGGACUACUCACAAUUCUCGAUGUUUGUGCAAGGUCCUCUGGCGAGAUAUGCAGAAGAUCUUAUUUUGGCUGUGAAAGUGAUGUCUGUCGAUUGCGACGUACCACUACAUUUGGACAAGCCGUUGGACGUGAAAAAUCUUCGAAUAUUUUACGUAGAAAAUAUCAAAAGCUUUUGCGGCAUAAGGUCGACCACAUCGGACGUACGACAAUCAAUUAGAAAAGCGUUACGUUACCUAUCAGGAAACGGUGCACGCGUCGAACACGUAAUAAUUAAAUUGACUAAAAAUUAAUUGUAUGAUCUUCAUUUUUGAAGGAUCAGAGUAUUCGAUACGAUUUUAAACCUUAAAAAAGUAUUGCUUUCUUUUGAUGAGUUAUUAUCAGUUUCAAUGACAAAGUAAACUUAUGAUUGAAUGUAGCACCUCGAGCAUUUAUUAUUGUAUUGUAUUUUUUCGAUUUCAAUGAUAUUACAUAGAUAAUAAUAUCUACGUCAGGCCAUAAAAACAAGUUUUCUGAGGAGAAAGUGGCUUGAAUCAUACCAAUCGGACUCAUAGUUUUCUCAGAAAUCUGUCGACAAGAUUAUCAAGUGCCGUUUUGAGAUGAACGUACAGUGGGUGUAGAAAGUAUUCGUAUACCGAUCAAUUUAAAAAUAGAAAACUGUGUAAAAUUUUAAUUUAUUAACUUAUUUUUUAUAAACAAUGACACUCUACAUAUUCUCGAAAAUCUCUAGAAUAGAUAGAUUAAAAAAAAAAUAGCUAUUUAUACAAGUUGCGAAAUUAACAAGAAAAAAACAAUUAAUCGAUAGAAAUGUUGAAGCAAUAAGUAUUCGUACAAUUGUUUAAGUUAUAAACUUCAUAAAAAAAAAAGAAAUUUCAAUUAAUUUGCAAGUAUAUAAUACUUCCUCCGUGGGAUUUCCUUUUGAUUUUACAAUUAUUGUAACUUUUCUAAGCAUUAAAUCAACUAGAUUAUUAGAUAUUCGAAGUGGGAUCUUUUUCCAUUCCUUUAUUAGAACCUUUUUUAAAAGUGCUUUACUGGAAAUUUGAUGUUUUCUAAUUCGUACGGAGCAAUAAACUAAUGUGUUUACGUUACAAACUCUACUGUAAAUGGUUCGUCAUAAGAAUCGUGCAAAUACUUAUUGCUUCUAUACUUUUACUCACUUUUCGCAUUUUUUUUGUUAAUAUGUAAAAUAUCAUUGAUUAUAAAAAGAGAAGUUAAGAAACUACAAUUUCACACAAAAGUUUUUUGGGAUAUUGAUCGGUGUACAAAUACAUUCUACACAGUUUUAUGGGAAAUUGAUCGGUGUACGAAUACAUUCUACACCCACUGUACAUGACAUUUUGGAUUUAAAAUAAUAUUUUCAACGUCUCAGCAAUUAAAAUCGUAUUAGGUUGUCCUAGAGGUUUCUUCCGUGACUUGCAUUCAAUUAUUUUGUGUGGCAGUAUUUAUAUAAAUAAUAACCUAAUGUCUUAGAUGUUAAUGUUAUACCAGUAAUAGAGCAAAAUGAAUCGUAGGCAAUUCGAUAAUGUAACAUUAGACAUUGAAUAUUGUGUAUGUAUUAUUCAUGAAUGACAUGGGAGAAACUUUUAGAACAACCUAAUAUUUAAUUCUACAUUCCAUACAGGGUGGUUAUCGUAACGGUCUGCAAAAUCAUUCAGGUAUUUCCGACAAUUUUCCAUUUACUUAUACAUAGUUUGUGACCCGACUGCUUUAAAUGGCCUUCUAAAAGAUAUGAAUAACCUUUCCUCCUUUCUAAUUGUUGUCUAUUGGCUAAUUGUUGUCUUUGAGCAAAGUGUUUGUCUCUUUUUUUACAGAUGAUUUCAGGCUGCAUGAUUGUAAUCUCCAGAUUUAAUUUAGGUACAAUCGGACCUUCGGGUCUCAAGUACUUUUUUGUUAAUCUCUCUCUUUCAGUUUCCUUUAAGCCAUUAUUAAACCAGUGCUUUCAUCUUUUUGCAAUUGACGAGUGCAAUUUUAUUUCAGCACCUUCCUCCACAAUCGGAUCUUCUCCCAGGGCUUGUAAGAUAUUUUCAUCUACAACAAAAUUCUUCUUAUUUCCACUUUUUCCGUCCUCUACAAGACAAAAAGAAAGAACCCCAUUGCAGUUUUCGAUAUUUAGUAUUGUGUUAUACUGUUCUUGGAGAAGGCGAGCUGUAUCCAAGAAAGUCAACAAAAACAAUUGACCAGCAAACGUUAUUUUUCAGCGAGCAGAACAAGGCUAGCUUAUUGCCUGCUCAUAUAUUCGCUCGACCCUGAUUUUAUUUUAUUUUGAUCUAUCAUGACGCUCGUACAUGCGCUAUCGGUCCUUUUUUAUUCAAAUUUAUCACUAAUGCUUAUCGUACCUUCUUCAUUGGCCGAAAAAAACUUCCGCAAUUUCUUCCUCGGAGCUUUUUUCCCUAUCCUAAUUUUCACUGGAUGAUGCCAUCUCUGUUGCCUUUUCCCGAUUUUCUAUCGCUUCAUCAAUUUUUUCCUUUAAUCUUUUAUAUUUCUUCCUAUUCUUCCUACACUUCCUAUUUUUCUUUUAGCUAUCUUUAUGGCUAUUAAAUGUCACCCCAUUACUUCCAACUUCUAAACACGUGUGUCUUCAAUCGCACACCGAAAAAGAAUGAGGAAAGUCAGUUGUGAUUGCCUUAUCACAAGAGUCGCAGAUCAUUUUUUUUUAGCAGAUGGCAAGUGUUUCUAAAUCUUGAACUUUGUUGUGGCUUAACGUUUGAUAGUUGUAUGUAUAUUACAGAUAUUGAUUCGUUGUGUGAGUGAGGUUAAUAUAGUUGUUAUUUCUAAAUUGA
Hylaeus volcanicus is the source of this 3761-nucleotide messenger RNA. RefSeq names its product fatty-acid amide hydrolase 2-A-like. The transcript has 6 exons. Bases 393 to 1274 code for a protein of 293 amino acids. The record is from RefSeq and is a predicted model, not a curated record. NCBI's taxonomy places the organism in Eukaryota, Metazoa, Arthropoda, Insecta, Hymenoptera, Colletidae.